AUGCUAUCAUCGAACCAACAAACAGUAUCGGCACCUGGUCUAAUUGGUGACACUCGAGGGGCCCCAAAGGCACUUGAGGUGUUUACCAUUGGCACCAGUGACCUUUCCGCACCUCUCCGAAUCGCACAGUUGUUACAGUGUUCAGGAGCUGAUCCAAUCCUUUGGACUGGCACUGAACUAACGCGUUCAACUUCGGCUGGGAGUUUUCGUCUAUAUAAAGACGCAAGUUGUAAUUUUGGUAUUUGGGUGCCGAACUCGCAGGCUUUCUACUCGAACGGUAUCCCUCCAAAUAUUCUUGCUCCGGAUACCUCAUCUGGACAGGCAUUUGGUGGGUCCCGUCGAGAUGGAGCCGAGCCGGUUCGACGCAACCAGGGAUACCGUAGCGGAUCUGACUAUCGACGUGCCGACAGAGUCCUUAAUAACUCGGGUCAGCAACGUCGACAGAGUCCUUAA
Messenger RNA from Didymodactylos carnosus, 453 nucleotides. NCBI's taxonomy places the organism in Eukaryota, Metazoa, Rotifera, Eurotatoria, Philodinida, Philodinidae. The record is from the annotation of a GenBank genome assembly.